AUGCACAAAGUCCCUAUGCACUCCUGGGAUCACGAUGCUGGCAAUCCGGGGAGAGAAAAGUGCACGAUGUUCCUGGAAAAUGGAAUCAGUUUCCUUCAGGCCAUGGCGGUGGUGGCAUUGACCAAGAUAUUUGAUGUCCUGGGCUUGGUGAUCCGCAUGCAGUACCAAAACCAGUCCAUCCUCCAGGAGAGGGCCGAGAGACAGAGCAGGGUCGGGGGUCGCCCAGCCAGGACGGACAGGAGGACGGACAGGAGGACGGACAGGAGGACGGAAGAGCCCCAUCAGGUGCAGAGUGCACUCUACUGGGAGCUGAGCUGCAAAUCCUGCUCUCAAAAGGCUUUCAGGAUUCGGGGACGCCAAAUCGGGAGUGUCUCCAGGAGCCUUUCAGACCAUAUAGGCGUGAGCGUGAACAACACCUCUGCAGUCCCGGCUGCCCCCACUGUGGUGACAGAGACAGCCGGAAGCGUCUAUGAGCUGGUGGGCAGACCCCGGUUGGACUGGUGGCAGGCGGCCCACUACUGUGAACAGCGCUUUGCCCAGCUGGUGCCCGAGACCCAGGCCAAGCUGCAAACUGUCCCAGCCCUGGUGUUCUCUGGCAAAACAGCCACACGGUAUGCACGGGUGCUGGUUGAUUUUCCCGAGCUGCCCGCAGUGACUGCCUGUGCCCAUAUCCAGUGGGACACAUCCUCGCAGGAGGUGGCCACCGUCUUCUCCUAUGCGGCUCCAGCCUUCAACAACGAGCUGCAGCUGCGGGGCUUCACUGACCAGGCUGGCUCCGUCUGCCUCGCCCUCAUCGUCCACGGGCACCACUCCCCCUACCUACCCACUUUCCGCCGAUAUGGGCACUGGCACCACGUCUGCCUCACCUGGGAGCAGCGGGGAGGGAGCUGGGCCUUGUUCGCCGACGGGAAACGCCAGGCGGAGGCAGAGGGGCUGUCGGCCAACCAGCCCAUCUAUGCCCAGGGUGCCUUCAUUGUUGGACAGGACCAGGACUCCCUGGGAGGCAGCUUCUGGGAGACAGAAUCCUUUAGCGGCAAUAUCACUGACCUUCAUAUCUGGGGGAGGGUCCUCGAUGAGGCCCAGCUGGAGAGGGUGUGGGCAUGUGUGGUCCCCGAAAGGGAGCUUAUAUUCCGCUGGGACAGCCGGGCACUGGAGAUCAAGGCCACCAUGCGGGAGAUGUUGGUCCAGCUUGUGUGCCCAGGUCCCAUGGAGGAAUGCCCAGUGCUGGAUGCGGUCAACGGAGAGCCUGGCUUUGUAGUGUGCCUGAAGCCCCUGCCCUUCAUCUGCAGGUACCAGAAAGGAGGGGGCGCUAACAAUCUAGACAAUGGGAUAAUUGAAGAAUUGCAGCAGCAGAUUUUCCCUGUCCACCAGUCCACCAGGCCCAUGGUCAACCCUCAUCACCCCUCAAACAACUGGCAAUCUUCCCAAGAGGCCCAAGACGACAAACGCUCUUUGUUUUCAGACAUGUUCCUCCCCCUGAAGCACUUUCAGUCACCAUUCGGCAGAGCAUUCAUCAGGAGGGUGAAUUCCCUGGCUAACGCCACGGUGUUGCUGGAAGACAUUUUCUCAGACGGCAGUGGGAUCCUGGGUGCGAUGGAUGCUAUAAACUUCCUGGGUGUCCUGCAGCACGUUCUGGAGGGCAAGGGGAAGCAGCAACAACAGCAGGAGGAGGAGGAAGGAGGGAAGGAACCAGUCCUCCUGCAGUCAGCAGACCUACUCUCUGUGGUGCAGUUCCUGAAGAGAGUGUCAGGCAUCAAGGUGGAAGGGCAAGAGUCCCCAGAGACGUCAGAACGGCUGAGCCAACGCUUCGUGGCUGUAGUCAGCCUGGUUUUGGCAGAACAGAACACAGCGAAGUGGCUGGAAAUCAGUGAGCCCUGCAUCACCAUCUAUGUCACCCUGCUCUCUCAACAGGCGUUUGGCAAAGAUGAGCCCAAGACAGUGAUUGUCCAAGGCCCGAUGAUCCUGGUGGAGAGCAUGACCCGGCUUGUGUCCAACCGGAGCCCCUUACUCAUGGCUGAGGGGGCAAAGAUCACUGUCCAGCACCAGGACGUGGGUUACUCUAGAGUCACGGUGAUCAACACCUGGUUUGGCUAUGGGGCCCUCCAGCGCUGCCUGGGCCAGAUUGACCACAGGGUCAUGGGGCAGAGCAUCUCCGUGUCAGAUGCAUCAGUGUCCCCUCCUUCUGGGGGGUGCCCCAAGGCCCAGAUGAAGGAACCUGUCCCCCUUCUCCCCAUCAUGUCCUCCGGUGGGGUCUCCCGGCCCUCCUGGUUUUUAUCCAGCCCAAACGCUGGAGGAGCCUGGUCCAGCGCAGGCUGCUCCAUGGAGGUAGCUCACCAGGACUCCACCUCCUGCUCCUGCAACCACAGCACCAACUUUACUGUUCUGCUCCAGGUGUAUGAGGUUCAGAGGAGCUUGGAAGAGGAGGCGAUGCUAAAGACCUUGACUUUCAUUGGCUGUGGAGUGUCAUUCUGUGCUUUAAUCGUCACCUUUGUCCUCUUCCUGGCUGUGGGCAUCCCUAAAUCCAAGCGGACCACUGUGCACAAGAAUCUCAUCUUCGCUUUGGCGGAGGCAGAGGCCCUGCUCAUGUUCACUGAGUGGGCAAAAAACAAUGAGGUGGCGUGCUUCACUGUUACGGCAUUGCUGCAUCUAUUCUUCCUGGCCGCUUUCGCUUGGAUGCUGGUGGAGGGACUACUGCUGUGGAGCAAAGUUGUGGCUGUCAACAUGAGCGAGGACAGGCGUAUGGUGUUCUACUAUGUGACGGGAUGGGGCCUGCCAGUGAUCAUUGUGGGGAUCACCCUGACCACCUCCUUUAACGAGUAUGUGGCGGACACCCACUGCUGGCUGAACAUACAGACCGACAUCAUCUGGGCAUUUGUUGGGCCUGUUCUGUUUGUACUUAUGGUGAAUGCCUUCAUCUUGAUUCGAGUGGUGGUGAUCACCGUAUCCAGUGCCCGGAGCCGGUCCAGGAUGCUGACCCCCAAAUACAACUUGGAGAAGCAGAUCGGCAUCCAGAUAUGGGCCACUGCCAAGCCAGUGCUAGUUCUGCUGCCGGUACUGGGGCUGACAUGGCUGUGUGGCAUGUUGGUGCACAUCAGUGUGGCCUGGGCCUACAUGUUCAUUACUCUCAAAUCCUUCCAGGCAAGGAGCCUCUCGGAAUCUGCCAGGAAGGAGAGCAGCUCGCUGGAAGUCAGGAAUGCUAUCCAGAGGAUAAAGGAGAAGAAGAAAGCACUCUCAUUCACGAACUGUUCCCACCCUGUAAACUACUUGACCAGCCCGAGGAACACGACCUUCUGGGAAAUGGCGAAGGCCAGCCCCUCCACUCCUACCAGCCUGAGCCCUGGCACUGGCCCCCAGGGCCCCGGUCCAAAGAACAUCACCCACAAAGGUACAAAAAAAAGCAGCAACCCCUUUGGGCUAUUGGGCCACUGGUCCCAGGUCAAGGACCGGAAUGCAGCCCAACUUCCAGCAUCAAGUUGCAUCUGGUGCCAGGGGCUUUCCAAAAUGUCAAGGCCAGCAGAUAGCAGCCCAGAUGGCAUCAAUUUCCUGCAGCCUUAA
Tachyglossus aculeatus (Australian echidna) is the source of this 3555-nucleotide messenger RNA. RefSeq names its product adhesion G protein-coupled receptor D2 (gene ADGRD2). The record is from RefSeq and is a predicted model, not a curated record. Gene Ontology annotation, molecular function: G protein-coupled receptor activity. Lineage: Eukaryota; Metazoa; Chordata; Mammalia; Monotremata; Tachyglossidae. Gene Ontology annotation, biological process: adenylate cyclase-activating G protein-coupled receptor signaling pathway; cell surface receptor signaling pathway. The transcript is spliced from 26 exons. Bases 1 to 3555 code for a protein of 1184 amino acids. Gene Ontology annotation, cellular component: membrane.